AUGAGUAGCGGGAGCACGAGCGCCAGCACUGCCGGUGGAGCAGCCACUGCUGCGGAUGCAACCACAUCCUCUUCAUUCUGGCGCAAUAACAGCCGGUCCAUACCCGGAAGGCCGACCACGGUUACGAAUCGUAUGGGAAGUGGACGUACGAUCGGUUCUACUUCGUCCGGUGCCAGCUCGUCAUUCCAGGAUUAUCAAGAUUCGGUGAGCGAUGCGUGGGAUUUGGGUGAUGAUGAGUUUUGCAUCAUCUCCGGCGUGAUGGACACCCGCAUAUCAAAACGAGCUUCACAAACGGCGGCCCUGAAUGUGAUCAAAACUCACAAGAGUGGUAAUGGCGCAGGUAAACUACAGAACAGUUCGCGUUCGGACCCGCUGGAAUCAAACGCUACAUUGGCUAGAUCCGAAUCUGUUCGAUUAGAGCACCAGCAAGGAGAAGAUGUUGCCUCACACGGAACGCCGCCGGUAUCAAAUGAAAAUUUAGAUGUACAACAGCAGCACCAGCGGUCGCAGACGAACGACGGUACGGUUUACGUGAACGAUCAGCGCCUUCGUCAACGGUUUCAUGCAUACCCUGGACGCCCGCAGCUGUUGAAACUCUCCUCAAAUGUGGCCUCCAAGGAUGUGGAGUGCGAAUCGAAGUACGAAAAGUUUAGCAACAUUCUCGAGGCGCCUCUCCUCAAUCUACUCGCGCUAAAGGAGCUCAGCUGGUCGGGAGUGCCUCGCAAAAUGCGUGCCGUCACCUGGAGACUGCUCUCGGGCUACCUUCCUACCAGCCUGGAACGGCGCCAGACGGUACUGGAACGAAAGCGGGUCGACUAUCGAAAGCUGGUGCAACAGUACUUCGACGCGGACUGCCGGGACGAAAGCCAACAGGACACAUACCGUCAGAUACAUAUCGACGUUCCCCGAAUGAAUCCGCACGUGGCUUUAUUCCAGCAAAAGCUUGUGCAGGAAAUGUUCGAGAGGAUACUGUUUAUCUGGGCCAUUCGACAUCCGGCGUCAGGGUACGUGCAGGGUAUCAACGAUCUCGUAACACCGUUCUUCAUCGUCUUCCUUCAGGAAGCUGUUGGAGCAGAUAAAGAUUUGGAACAGUGCCAACUGAGUGACCUCAGCAUAGAGCAGCGAGAUAUUAUAGAAUCGGAUUCGUUUUGGUGUUUGUCCAAAUUUCUUGAUUGCAUCCAGGAUAAUUACAUUUUUGCCCAACUCGGCAUUCAAGCAAAGGUGAACCAGCUGAAAGAACUCAUUCAACGUAUCGAUGGAUCGCUGCAUCGACAUUUGCAAACACACGGAGUUGAUUAUCUACAAUUCUCUUUCCGAUGGAUGAAUAAUCUUCUAACUCGCGAACUGCCACUCUAUUGCACCAUCCGGCUAUGGGACACGUAUCUAGCCGAAUCGGAUGGGUUUGCCGUUUUUCAGCUUUACGUUUGCGCCGCAUUUUUGCUCCACUGGCGGGACCAAUUACUACAGGAAAAAGAUUUCCAGGGAUUAAUGCUGUUGUUGCAAAAUCUACCCACACACAACUGGAUGGAUUCCCAUAUCGGAGUGCUGGUGGCGGAAGCAUUUCGCCUGAAGUUCACCUACGCUGAUGCCCCGAAACAUCUCGAGGCCAAAAGUUGACCCAUAAUGGCACUGGAAGGAGGGUAUUAUCAUAACUACUGUAGAAACUACUUGUAUAAGUUUAUCUGAAUACCACACUGAAUGUUUUGCUAAGCUGUAUCGAAGCGAGAUUUAGAACGUUUAAGUAUGGAAACAUUAAUUGAAGGUAUUAUGAUGAACAGGGUAUAUGAUGGUAGCGUGUCGAGAGAGAAUUAGUAAAGAUAACCUUGGCAGGAUUUCUUGUUGAACAGGAACUGCUUUUCCACUUAUGAACCAGAGGAAAGAAAAUGUCCAAAACGAAUACGUAUUGCAGUAGCGUGAAUUGGAGUGGAUAUUAGUUAUUUCAUUUUCAUCAUUUGAUCUAAAGCAUAUGUAAAUUUUUUUCUGUUAACGGUCACUUUAUAUAAAUCAUCGACGAAGAAAUCAAAUCAGAGUUCUUUGGUUUCCCCAUUUAUUGCCGGCAACUGUAAGAACUUAGUUCAUCGAAUAAAAAUGGAAUUAAAAACAUUAAAAUCCACACACAUGAGCAUGAUUAGGGAAAGAACAAAUAUGAGACAAAAGGGUUUUGCAACAAUAUUACUGGACUUCUGGAAUUGCCAAAAGUGGCAGGUAGUUAUAACAUCGAAGGCAAGUGACAAC
Anopheles nili is the source of this 2235-nucleotide messenger RNA. It is a transcript of the gene Tbc1d22, whose product is annotated as TBC1 domain family member 22B. NCBI's taxonomy places the organism in Eukaryota, Metazoa, Arthropoda, Insecta, Diptera, Culicidae. The record is from RefSeq and is a predicted model, not a curated record. Gene Ontology annotation, biological process: activation of GTPase activity. Gene Ontology annotation, molecular function: GTPase activator activity. The transcript has 5 exons. Bases 1 to 1617 code for a protein of 538 amino acids.